AUGCUUGACUUCACACGUGGCGUCUUCGGAUUGGACACCCCUUUCAGUGUUGUGGCCACAACCCAUCUCACAAAUUCAACUACCAAUUUCCAGAACUACACUAUUUUGGAAGAGCCCAAGGAGAUUUUGGCUCCCAAGAUGGUGGCUUGCCACACCAUGCCUUACCCUUACGCAGUUUUCUACUGCCACAGCCAGAAAAGUGUGAACAAGGUUUUCAAGGUUUUGUUGGGCGGUGAGGAUGGAGAUAGGGUAGAAGCUGUUCCUGUUUGUCACUUGGACACCUCUUAA
Messenger RNA from Prunus mume (Japanese apricot), 288 nucleotides. The record is from RefSeq and is a predicted model, not a curated record. Lineage: Eukaryota; Viridiplantae; Streptophyta; Magnoliopsida; Rosales; Rosaceae.